GUUAAUCCUCGGGGAGUCAAGAAGCGGCACUCCCGCGGCACCCGUUCACCCACACACGCACUCCACUUGCCUGAUUCAUCGGUACAUUGAUACUACGGGUUGGUUCGCGGAAAGUGCACAAAAAACGGAAUCAGUGACUAAAGGAUUGGGAGGGCACCGGUGAAGGGUUUGUUUAAGGGACUAAAAAGAUGCUGGGAGAGAAACUGGACUGGUGAAGAAGAGAGAGGACACAAGGGGCUAUUUUAACGGUUGCUAUGAUGGCGGUGAGGCCGGUUCGACCCGCCUCCGAGAUCUGCCAGUCGGUGUGUUGUUCCGUCAGCCCGUCCAUGUCCUACUCCAGUUUAACGACUAGGGAGGGUCCGGCGGACGACGGCGAAGCCCACACGCCCAUAUUCUCCAUCUCCAAGAGCUCCAUGGACGUCUUCAGCCGCAACCCCGCGUGGAGCAGCGUAGACCUGCGCCGCAGCUCCAGCGCCGAUCAAGGCCCGGUACAGCAGCUGGAAGGUUUGCGGCGUGUAGGAAGCCUCCAGUCGCCGGACCCUCGUGAGCCACCCGCACUCAGUGACCGCUGGGUGGCUAAUAUGCGACGUUGGAGUCGGUGUAGUGCUGGAGCGUACAGUCGCAGCAGCACGCCCGACACAGUUGUGUGGAGUGGUGGGAUGUCGCAACCUUGCAGCCUGGCACGAGACGUGACUUGUUGUGCCACGCCCGCCUCUCCGACCACCAUUGCAUCUUCGCCGUUCAUCUCCCCAUUGUUGACACCGACACUGCCAUCUACGGAUCUCUGCUCUUCAUCCCCACUGUCCCUUCAAGCGUCUACUAGCACGCCACUACUUGAGCAAGGUGACUCUCCAGGAUCGUCCCUGGCAUCAACCAUGUUGUUUACCCAGCUAGAAGACAAUCUAAUCUCCCCUGUGGUGUCAACCCCACCACCUGAACCCUUUUUCCGGGUGAAGAACACAGAGGACAAUUCCUUCCCGGGUAGUCGUCUGCUUUAUUUCCAGUAUCCUUCUCCAAUAGCGUCAUCCGUUUGCUCGGAGGAAGGCGUGGCGCCAUUCCCCGGAUCCCUACCUGAUGAGGAGACAUCUCCAAAGCUCGUUCCUGGAGCACUAGAGUCAAGUUCAGUUGAUGAUGGAGCAUCGGUGUGCCACCUCCAGUUGCCCUGGCAACCACAACAAAGAAGGUCAAAUCUGGUCUCCUCCCUGAGUGACUCUCUUCUGGGUGAGGGGUGCAGAUGCUCAAGAGGCAGUCCUCAAAGACAGCCUUUUCUCAAGGAAAAGCCACAACGAGAAGUGGUAGACGUGGGCGUGCAGACGUUGUCUCCCACGGGUUCCUGGUUGAAUCUUUCCAGAAACACUUCUCACUCCCUUCUGGGUUCACCACCUGGAUCCAAGCUGGACCUAAAAGCCUCAGUGGGGUCAAACUCCAACCUGGUGUCACCCUCCUCUAGCAUGUUCCCAGCCAGCGAUGAAGAAGAAGAGGAGAAGCCGAAACACGUUCAGGAGCGAAGGAGGUCUUGUUUGAAGGCGCAGGUUGGGGAAGAGAAGCGUGAGCUGGGAGGUAGGAGGAGAAGCAGCAUGAAACAGGUACAGUGGGAUGAGGACGGGAUGACCUGGGAUGUCCAUGGCGCGUCUUUGGAGCCGGAAGUACUGAGCGAAGCCAUACGAAAGCACUUGGAGCUCCACAACAGCCCACAAAUGGUUAAACGACCUUCUCAAAAGAAGACCAGAGCACCCGAACCUCCCCGUCCUCCUCCUGAGGCAGCGCCUGACCCGAGUCCUUCCGCAAACGGAGAGGAGGAGAGGCAGGAUGAGGGAGGCGAAAUAGAAGCGGCAACUUGUGAAGUGAAAAUAGUGGAAGGGGUUGAAUUGGGAAAUGACGACAUUCCCAAAUCACCAUCACUCUCGCGCGGGAGCAUCAGGAAGAGAAGUAUGAUGAGGUCACUGAGGCCAGGCUGGUGCGUAGGCUCCAAAAAGGAAGAUGACUAAGAGAUGGACAGAUCCCUAUCUGGCGAAAUUUACACUGAUGUUUAAAAGGCAUACAAUAGCAAAAGAAAAACAAGGUCUAACAAAUUAAGAAAACAUACUGAUUGGCAAAAAAUAUGCACAUAUUGUAUAUUGCACCUUGCAUUUUUAUUACAAAUGAGUGGGGAAAAAUGCUUUUUCGCUAAUUAAAUGUACAUGGCUGCUUAUUUAUUACUGCACUUUGCACAUGCAAAUUAAAAAGCAUUGUAUUAUUUGGUUCAUUUAAUUCAUUUUAGAAUUUUGUUCUUUGUAUUUAUUAUUGUAUGUAUGAUUUUUUUAACUAUACUAUACACCUGACUACAGUGGGGCAAAUAAGUAUUUAGUCAACCAUUA
Molecule: messenger RNA, 2357 nt
Organism: Corythoichthys intestinalis (scribbled pipefish)
Lineage: Eukaryota; Metazoa; Chordata; Actinopteri; Syngnathiformes; Syngnathidae
Exons: 2
Coding region: 255-1988 (577 amino acids)
Source: RefSeq, a predicted model, not a curated record